Molecule: messenger RNA, 3948 nt
Organism: Symbiodinium natans
Lineage: Eukaryota; Dinophyceae; Suessiales; Symbiodiniaceae
Source: the annotation of a GenBank genome assembly
AUGCCCUCUCAGCACGCUCCCGAGCGGUCCCAGAUUCAGACUCUGAGGGCCAAGAUCGACACGGGGCGCAUGACGGCUUCGGGUGGCCGCGUCGGCAGGGAGCUCACGGAGGAGGAGCUGGAAGCAUGCCGCCAGAAGCUGGUCGACCUGGAGGAGAAGCGGGAGCAGGGCAUCCGAGACCGCAAGGUGGCCAAGGAGACUCUCGACAACACCGAGCAGCUCAAGGAGGGCCAGGCGGAAAUCCUCAAGGUGAUGAAAGCCAGGGAAGCGGCCAAACGCGAGAGGGAGGAGGAGAAGCUGCGCCAGCAGUUGCAGCUGGGCAUUCCGCUGGGGCAGGGCGAUGUCUACCAGGGCACGGUCCUCUUCAAGGCCGACGCGCUGGACCGCCUGGAGGAGUUUCGCGAGAGGGACCUGGAGGCCUAUGUGGUCGUGCUUGGCUUCAAGGCCCGGUUGGUGAUGGUCACCCGGCAGCACGCUGUGGUGCAGCUGAUGCCGCCGUUGGACCUCUCGAACCUGAAAGCCCAUAGCAACGCCAUCGCAUCCAACGGCGUGAGGCUGCAGGGCUUCCACGGCGGCGUGGUCCACGACCGCCUGGUGUGGAAGGCGGCGGCGCUUCUGGGCGAAGAUGGCAAAAGGCUGCCCAAGCAGGCGAUCCUGCGCUUCCUCAUCCCGAACCCGACCCGCUUGGUGGAGAAGCUACCCGUUGCCGAGAUUCGACCUGCGAAGCGCCGUGCGGUGGCGCUCGAGACCAUGGAGGCUGAGGCGCCUUUCACGCCACUCCAAAGUCUUGCGGAGGCCCACUGGGAGACCGAGAAGGAGCGCGUCGAGCCCACCGAGCCGGAGCCGAUCAAGGAGUCGGAGCCGACCGAGGAGCCGACCAAGGCGACCAAGGUGCCGGAGCCCAUCGAGGAGCAGCCGACCAAGGAGCCGACCAAGGCACCCGAGCCGGGGUCGACCAAGGAGCCAGAGCCCUCCGAGCCCAAGGAGCUUUGGGAGAUGACGGUGCAUGGCAGGGUCGUGCGCUUCAGCAUUGAGCAGAACGUCGGCUUUAGCCCGCUGGGGCCGGUCCGGGAGGUGAAGAUGGAGCCGGGCGACGCCGACUUCCUGGCCCCGAUCCGCUGCCACCCCAAGGGCAUCGUGUUCAAUAAGGAGGGCCUCUACCACAUCGCUCCGGACUAUUGGAGCAAGAAUGUCACCCAGGUCGCGAAGGAGCUCGAGCCAACUGCGGAGGAGCCUAUGCCCACCGAGGUCUGGCUGAUGAGCUCCCAGUGCGGCGUGCUGGCGGAGGUCACGGACGUGAUGCUGCAGCAGGCCGAGCGGGCGUCUCCGCGCGCACCUCGCCGCAGGGCUCGGAUGUUCAUCGUGAACUGCCGGGGGCAGAUGAUCGACUGCUACGAGCCGCCCGUCAAGGAGGAGCGGGCCCUGGCGCUGUGCGUCUACCGCGACCACGCCUACUUCUACAAGAGCGCGCGGGCCGUGGCCUGGUGCGACGGCGAGCCGCGGGACACUGCCGAGAUCGGCGCCCUCGAGCCCGGGCACUACUGGGCCAGGAACCUGCGCGCCGUGCGCUCCCGCCUGCUCGCGGAGGGCCACCAGCCCAAGGUCGUCAUGCGCGGGCUCGUAGAGUGGCGCUACCUGCGGCUGCGCGUGCGCGGGGGGGACUGCGUCGUCCACGAGUAUCCCGAGGACGCGGGGGCGCUGGAGGCGUGGAUGGCCAAGCUGGGCUUCGCCUACCGCGGGCAGCGGCUCGCCGGCGCGGCCAGCGAGGUCUUCGGAGCGCUGCUGAAGGCGCGGAGGGACCGCGGCGACGUGCAGCGGCUGCUGCAGGAGCAGCGGGGAGCCUGCGCGCUCUGCGCUGCCCCCAUCGACGCGGGCAGCUGCGAGGCGGACCACGUGGUGCCGGUGCACCAGUCCUUCUUCGGGCAGCGGCAGCGCCUGCAGGCCCUGUGCCUCGAGUGCCACCGCGCCAAGACGUUCCUGGAGUGCUCCCACGCCACGAGCCUGGAGAGCCGGUUCUGCCGCCACGUCUUCGAGAGCUACGCCUGCUCCCCCCGGCUGCCCCCGCUCGUGUGCGGGCUGGCGAAGUGCAACCCCGAGAAGGUGUGCCAGGGCGUGGACGUGGUGCGCUGCCGCAAGAACGCCCUAGCCAACGCCCCCUUCCCGCUGCCCGUCUUCUGCCCCCUGGACAGCAUCCGGCCGGCGGAGGAGGGGCAGCUGGCGGACCUCACCUUCGUGCGGAAGCGGGAGGACAAGCGCGCGGGUUUGUUGGCGCGGCUGCCCUACGUCGGCCCGGGCUGGUACGGGAAGCCCGCAGUGGCCUACAUGCUCGACGCGGGCCUUCCGACAUGGGCGGACUGCGAGUUGUCCCUGCAGGCGACGGCCCACGUGGCGCCCGACUGCCUGGCGCGGGCGCUGGAGGUCAUGGAGGGCGCCUGGCCCGAGGGCGAGGAGCACUUCGCGAAGCUGAGCGUGAACGCGCUCAUCGGGCUGUGGGCGCGCUCCAAGGACGUCUUCUACUCCAUGCGGACGAGCAGCCACGAGGCGGACGGCUGGGGCUCCCAGUUCCUGCAGGUCUUCUUCGACGCCGCGGGCGCCUGCCACUACGACCACGUCUACGCCACGGAGCUCUUCACGAACCGCUCCAUGCGCCCGGCGCACGACUUCGUGAUGGGCUGCGAGUACGUGGCGAUGGCGAGGAUCCACCGCGCGCUGCGGGAGGUGCCGCCCCGCUACCUCGUGGCGCUGAAGACGGACUGCCUCGUGUGCCAGCACCUGCCGAGGAAGUUCCUGCCCGCCGUGGAGGCGCUCACGCGGCGCCGGCACCGGGACGGCACGCCGAAGUACCGCUUCGAGGAGGUGAAGCGGCUGGAGGGCGACUACCGAGAGCCGCGGCUGGAGACGGAUCCGCCGCCGCCGCAGGGGCCCUGGAGGCACGUGGAGGACCCCGUGGCACACUGCCUCAACGGGGGCAGCCUGCUGCUCUCGGGCAUGCCGGGCACGGGGAAGACGCACCUGGCGCGGCGGAUCGUGACGCAGCUCUCGGCGCAGGGCGAGGAGGUGACGCUGAUCUCGAAGACGCACUGCAGCGUGCAGAACCUGGGCCUGGGCGCGCAGACGGCGGACCUCUGGGUACGGCGCACCAUCCGCGCGGGCCGCUGCGCGCUGGACUGGCUCGUGGUGGAGGAGGUCACGCAGCUCGACGUGGGGCUGUGGGCCGACAUCGCGGAGCUCUCCACGAACCGCCGGGUGCGCUUCCUGCUGCUGGGCGACUUCCGGCAGCUGCCCGCCGUGCAGGACGCCUUCGGGGGCGCGCCGGUGCUGCGCUCGCUGAAGGACUCGCAGCUGCUGCACGACCUGGCGGGCGGCUGCGUGCAUGAGCUCACGGAGAACCAGCGCAGCGACGAGACGAUCUUCCGCUUCCUGCAGUGGCUGCGGGUGGACGAGCCGGAGCAGCCGCCGCUGCGGGAGGCCGUGCAGGCGGCGCGGGAGCUGUUCCCGCGGCGGGGCCACCCCGACACCUGCCUGGUCAUCUCCCACGCCCACAGGAUGGCCAUCAACGAGCGAGAGAACCGGCGGCUCGCGCCGGAGGGUGCGCUGCUGCUGGAGCACCGGGCGCAGGGGCAGGCGGGCACCAACCAGCCGCAGACGAUGCGCGUGUGGCCCGGGCUGAGGCUCGUGGGCGCGGGCGGCAGGGUGGCCAAGGGCUGCUUCGCGACGGUGAGCGAGGUGGGGGAGCGGAUCUCGCUGGACGACGGGCAGAGCUUCGCGCCCGCGGAGCUGCUGCGGCACACGCGGCUUUGCCACGCGGUCACGUACGCCUCCUGCCAGGGCCUCACGCUGCGGGGGAGGGUGUGGCUCUGCGACGCCGAGAACCCGCACUUCUCGGUGAAGCACCUGUACGUGGGCGCGUCGCGGGCCACGAGCGCGGAGCUCCUGAGCGUGAUUUGA